UGACAUUACAGCUGCACUGGUCGAGCCUUGCAGAGAUGCCAACUGACCUCCGAAACCUCCUGGCACUCAACCGUGCCUACCAAGCAUUGCUCGACAACGCCAUCUGUGAGUUGGCAGAAAGGCUAGAAGAGAACAGGCAGCUGAGGAUGGAACUUUUGGCAGAGCUCUCCGAGCGAUCUGCGCGACCCGCAAAGCCGAAGGUGCGCAAAAACUGCUACCACUCGCUGGUGUUCCACCACCCGUACUUCAGGGACAUCAAUGGAAUGCGGGCGCCCAUGAACGAAGAUGAGAAGAUCAAGCGAGCCAACAAGGAGAUGGACCCGUAUCUCACCCCACCUUUGCAUUGGAGCGCCGAGGAAAACCGCAUGCUUGUAGGUGCUGGGGGGCUGUGUGUACUCGUGAGGGCGAAAUUUCCACGUGCACUUACUUCUUUACAUGAUGUCUUUGUGUUUCACUCCGAAAAGCUGUUAGCACCGCACGCCGCCAUGCAUUGUUUGGGACGCUUUGAGAUUGUGGAAGCAGUGAAGAGCAACGUGCUGCAGAGGAGUCUCGAGUCCAUGAUGGACCGCAAGGAGGCCCUGGCACAGAAGAUUCUGGAGACUGAGGAUCCCGACCAGAUAGCCGAAAUCACCGCUCGCAUAGACCAGCUGGAGGAGCAGAUGGCCAAGACUCGCGAUCUGAGCCUGGAAGAGCUGCUGGAGCAGGCUACGCGCCCCAUCGACUGGCUGCGCAUUGCAGCUGUCGACAUGCGGACGAACCGGACGCCAUUCGACUGCGAAGCGAGGUGGCGCAACCUGCUGGACGUGCGCCUGAACCAGGGCCCCUGGACUCCCGAGGAGGACGAGCGCCUCGCAACCGUGGCCGCCAAGUGGAAAGAGCGCAACUGGGACCAGAUUGGAUUGGAUUUUGCCGCUGCCUCUUGUCUGCACCUAGCAACAUACACUACAUGGCGGCUUCCGAGAUUAGCGACAAGAGGGUGCGCUGCGGCCCUGACUGUGCCAUGCUUGCAGAAAGUAAAAAAAAAAAGAGGGGUGCUUAUAUUCGCAUGUCGCAGAAAUACGGAAGUUAGCUGGGAUGUCAAGCCCACAUCUGUUUCUGCAUCACAGAUUGCCCAGGAGUUGAAGACCAACCGCAGCACGUACCAGUGUGCUCAACGCUACAUGAGCCAUCUUGCGAGGUGCCACAACACGGGCUCCUUCACGGAUGAGGAGAACCACAAACUAAAGCGCCUCAUCUCCGUCUGCUCCGAUGGGGACAACAUAUCCUGGUCACAGGUGUCUCACUAUAUGAACUGCCGGUCUAAGAAGCAGCUGAUAAACCGCUACCAUCGGUCCCUGCAUCCGAACAUAAAGCGGGGCCGCUGGUCAGCGCAGGAAGAUGUCAUGCUGCUCGUCGCUGUGAAGCCGUACGGGGACGUUAGCUGGUCCAAGAGCUGA
Rhipicephalus microplus (southern cattle tick) is the source of this 1436-nucleotide messenger RNA. Its product is annotated as snRNA-activating protein complex subunit 4 homolog. Gene Ontology annotation, biological process: snRNA transcription by RNA polymerase III; snRNA transcription by RNA polymerase II. Gene Ontology annotation, cellular component: snRNA-activating protein complex. NCBI's taxonomy places the organism in Eukaryota, Metazoa, Arthropoda, Arachnida, Ixodida, Ixodidae. Gene Ontology annotation, molecular function: RNA polymerase II cis-regulatory region sequence-specific DNA binding; RNA polymerase III type 3 promoter sequence-specific DNA binding. The record is from RefSeq and is a predicted model, not a curated record.